This is a messenger RNA of Triticum dicoccoides, 1149 nucleotides long. Its product is annotated as transcription factor MYB44-like. The record is from RefSeq and is a predicted model, not a curated record. NCBI's taxonomy places the organism in Eukaryota, Viridiplantae, Streptophyta, Magnoliopsida, Poales, Poaceae. The transcript has a single exon. Gene Ontology annotation, molecular function: RNA polymerase II cis-regulatory region sequence-specific DNA binding; DNA-binding transcription factor activity, RNA polymerase II-specific. Bases 63 to 956 code for a protein of 297 amino acids. Gene Ontology annotation, biological process: regulation of DNA-templated transcription. Gene Ontology annotation, cellular component: nucleus.
ACCGCCACCCACAAGAAUCAAUCGUCUUCCCGUGAUCCCAUUCCGUCGUAGGCUCGUACUAGAUGGAGGGGUGUGACCGGAUCAGGGGCCCCUGGAGCCCGGAGGAGGACGGCGCGCUGCGGCGGCUGGUGGAGCUCCACGGCGCGCGCAACUGGACGGCCAUCGGCCGCGGGGUGCCCGGCCGCUCCGGCAAGUCCUGCCGCCUGCGGUGGUGCAACCAGCUCUCGCCCGGGGUGGAGCGCAGGCCCUUCACGGCCGAGGAGGACACCGUCAUCGCCCGCGCCCACGCCCGGAUCGGCAACCGAUGGGCCGCCAUCGCGCGCCUCCUCCGCGGCCGCACCGACAACGCCGUCAAGAACCACUGGAACUGCUCCCUCAAGCGCAGGCUCGGCGACCUUGGUGCUGACGGAGUCACCGAGGGUGAUCUGGACGAGCGGCCGUGCAAGCGCGCCAGCGUCACGCCCGAGAGCACCUCCGGAUCGGGGUCGGGGUCUGGCUCUGGGUCGGACCGCAGCGACGUCAGCCAUGGCGGUGCCUUCGGGCUUGGCCAGGUUUACCGGCCGGUGGCGCGGGCCGGCGGGUUCGAGCCGGCGGACUGCGCCAUGAGCCAGCGACACGAGGAGGAGCAGGAGGACCCAUUCACGUCGCUCUCGCUCUCCCUCCCCGGCACAGAUGCCCAUGGGUUCCACCACGACAGCUCCCACAGCCAUUUCCACCAGCCGUCUCCCUCCCCGUCGCCGCCGCCCGCUACGGCGUCCACCACCCCGCCGCCGGCGUCGUCGUACCCGUUCUCCCCCGCUUUCGCCGCCGCGAUGCAGGAGAUGAUCCGUGACGAGGUGCGCAGGUACAUCUCCGGCGUCAGCUGCGGCUCCAACCUGCCGUCCAUGCCGCAACUGGUGGAUGGCGUGAUGCGUGCCGCAGCGGAGCGCGCCGGCGGGGUCUCGAGGAUGCGGUGACCGAUGAUCAAUCGAUUCGAUCGGGUCGAGUAAAUCGGCAGCAAUGCCUGGCUGGCUCGACUCGACCAAUCACUCUACGACAGCCGAGUCUGAGCUGAAUUUAGAAUUAGCAAUUGGAGAAAGAAGAACUAGGCAAAGCUGACGAUCUGCUUCUUUCUGUACAUACAAACAAAUGAAAUGGAAAGAAACUUGC